Messenger RNA from Colletotrichum siamense, 843 nucleotides. Its product is annotated as Protein IMPACT-like protein. The coding region runs from base 1 to 843 and encodes 280 amino acids. Gene Ontology annotation, molecular function: protein binding. Gene Ontology annotation, biological process: regulation of translational initiation. Gene Ontology annotation, cellular component: cytoplasm. The record is from RefSeq and is a predicted model, not a curated record. The transcript has a single exon. NCBI's taxonomy places the organism in Eukaryota, Fungi, Ascomycota, Sordariomycetes, Glomerellales, Glomerellaceae.
AUGUCGGACGACCUCAAGGACGAAAUCGAAGUCAUAAACUCAAUCUACGGAGACGGCACCCUCUCCCCCUCCACCCCGCCAGACUACAUCCUCGCGCUGCCCUCGGCCUCCUCCCUCACCCUCCGCCUCACAGACUCGUACCCCUCCGUCCCGCCACAGGUCCUCGGCACCCACAGCGCCGGCGAGGGCGCGCCCCGCGGUGCCGCCGCCCGCGACCUCGCCCUCUUCCGCGACGCCAUCGCCACCGUCUACCAGCCCGGCGCCGUCUGCCUCUUCGACGCGAUAGAGGAGUACCAGCGGUGGGCCGAGGCCAGCGCAGAAGCUGAGGCCGCGGCGCGGAGCCCCUCCCCAGAAGCAGCAGACGAGUCCUCCUCAGCAGCAGCAGCAGCAGCAGCGUACGAAGAGUCGUCGGUGCCGGCGUACCUCGCCGAGGAGCCGCCGUGGGUGAUCUCAGACCCCUUCGUGGAGCUCAAGUCCGUCUUCGUUGCGCGCGCGGCGCCGGUGAGCAGUCCAGAGCAGGCGGCGGGUUAUGUGCAGCACCUGCUCGCGACGGACAAGAAGGCGCGGACGGCGACGCACAACAUGACGGCGUGGCGGAUCCGGGGCCCGAACGGGACGAGCUUCCAGGACUGCGACGACGACGGGGAGACGGCGGCGGGCGGGCGGCUGUUGCAUCUCAUGCAGCUGAUGGACCUGUGGGACGUCAUGGUCGUCGUGACGAGGUGGUACGGCGGGCAGAAGCUCGGCCCGCGGCGGUUCGCGCUGAUUAACAGCUCGGCGAGGGAUGCGUUUGUGAAGGCGGGCUGGGUCGAAGAGGCAGGGAAGAAGAAGGGCGGCAAGUAG